AUGUUCUCUGCGUCGCUCACUCACUUGCUCUCAAACAAACAUUCACGAAAGAGCCCGAAGGCUCAGCUUCUGGAAAGGGAGUUUGACGGGUUUCGUUCUACGCUUAUUAUGAUGCUUCACGUCGGAUUGAACCCCCAACCAAAUUCAUCUCUGCACCCCAUCAGCCCUGUCACCCCGAGAAGCGUCGCAAAACUCACACCACACUAUUGCAACUAUACUAGUGACAUCACAGUGGGGACAGAUGGGUAUAUGAUAGUAGAAGAGACUCGGACGACGGACCGCAGCUACGAGAGGUUGCCGUCAGAGACAGAAUCCCAGCAAGCUCCGGAUUUCACGAUUACAGCGGAGUCACCGAGGAUCUCGACAGAUGCCACACCAACUAAUUUCCAAGGGUGGUACUAUGGAGGAAGAACAACAGCGCAGUCUAUCGCCUGUCCUACAACGCAAACCUUUUCGAUUACCAGUCCAUAUGCCGACUGCUUAGACCCUGGAGCGACAGCGGUCGCCACAGACUGUGUGUCAAAUGUGCUCACGUAUGAUGGCGGUCCCACAUUUGCAUGCCCCGAAGAUGCCAGUUGCUACGUUAUGACUGUCUCAUUCACCUCAUCCAUGGUCGAACGAUACAUGUGCGCCAAGGACUGGUAUGCGGAUAUUAUUUAUCGCGAUCAGACAGAGUCUCCCAACAGCACCACAAUAGAUACAACCAUACCAACUUCCACCACAUCUCAGUUUGCGAGUCCGACUAGUACAGAAUUGGCCGAUACAACUAGUUCCAGCACGGGGAGCACUUCACUUUCCGGUGGUGCGAUUGCGGGAAUUGUUAUAGGAUGUGUCAUUGCUAUCCUGGUCAUCGCAAUUGUUUUCUUCCGAAAACAAAUUUCUCGCCGCUUCAAAAGGCCAGCGUCCGAGGGUUCAACAGAAAUGUUGGACUCCAACGAGAUAUUUGAGAUCGGUCAUUCAAAUAAUGCUUCCGCUGUCACGGGCUCAGUUUUCAAUACCCCGGCGGUCAAGAAGAAUGACGAGGUACAAGAAAUUGGGAUAGGAAAAUAA
This is a messenger RNA of Penicillium manginii, 1050 nucleotides long. RefSeq lists its product as uncharacterized. The transcript has 6 exons. The coding region runs from base 1 to 1050 and encodes 349 amino acids. Lineage: Eukaryota; Fungi; Ascomycota; Eurotiomycetes; Eurotiales; Aspergillaceae. The record is from RefSeq and is a predicted model, not a curated record.